This is a messenger RNA of Hemicordylus capensis (graceful crag lizard), 13158 nucleotides long. It is a transcript of the gene SPTBN5, whose product is annotated as spectrin beta, non-erythrocytic 5. Gene Ontology annotation, molecular function: actin filament binding; phospholipid binding. Gene Ontology annotation, biological process: actin cytoskeleton organization. Lineage: Eukaryota; Metazoa; Chordata; Lepidosauria; Squamata; Cordylidae. Bases 1 to 12384 code for a protein of 4127 amino acids. The record is from RefSeq and is a predicted model, not a curated record. Gene Ontology annotation, cellular component: cell junction; cortical actin cytoskeleton; plasma membrane. The transcript is spliced from 72 exons.
AUGAAUGAGUGUGUAACUGAAGGAAUAAUAGUCAUUGCUCAGUUUGGUAUUGGAGCCACUCCACUUCCUUCACUGUUCCAGAACAGGAAUUCUUUCUGCACCGAAGGCAAGACACUCAUGGAGGAAGACUUGUACCGGGAUUAUCAACAAUACUAUGAGGUUGGUUUUUUGCUGUGUACAAAUAUCAACCAUAUCCCAGAGAAACUGAUUAUGUUUUACUCAUGUCAUCCUGAGGAGGUCACAUUACUUUGGCAGGUUACCAUGGAUGAGGAAUAUGUUCAAGGACAAUUCAAGAAGCUGCAAGAUCAGCGUAUGUCCAUGCAGAAGAAAACAUUCACCAACUGGAUCAACAAUGUUUUCUACAAGCGCAAUGUGAAUAUCAUAAUUCAAGAUCUCUACACUGAACUGAAAGAUGGCAUUGCCCUCCUACAGCUGCUGGAACUGCUAUCUGCUGAGCAGUUGCCCAGGCCAAACAGGGGACAGAUGAGGGUUCAUUUUUUGGAGAACAACAGCAAAGCUAUCCAGUUCCUCAAAUCAAAAGUAGACGUGAAGGUAAUUGGACCUGAGAACAUUGUAGAUGGAGACCGAACCCUCAUCCUGGGGUUAAUGUGGAUAAUUAUCCUCAGAUUUCAAAUUGCAUCCAUCAGUCUCGAUAAGGAGGAGUUUGGGCCCAGAGCUGAUGCCCUCUCUGCCAAUGAUGCCCUGCUGAUCUGGUGUCAGUGUAAGACCGCCAGUUACUCCAAUGUAAAUGUGAAAGACUUCUCCAAAAGUUGGUCUGAUGGGCUAGCCUUCAAUGCACUUAUUCAUGCUCACAGACCUGAUCUAAUCCAGUACAGCUCCUUGAGGCAUGACAAGCCCAUCGAUAAUCUCAAUAACGCUUUCACUGUGGCAGAGAAGCAGCUGGGAAUCGGCAAACUGCUGGAUGCAGAGGAUGUGGCGGUGCCAUUUCCAGAUGAGAGAUCUAUCAUGACCUACGUGUCAUGCUACUAUCACUACUUUUCCAGGCUGAAGCAGGGCCAGACUGUGCAGAAAAGGCUAGCUAAAAUUGUGUUCUUCCUGAAGGAGACAGAUGACUUGAAGUGCCAGUAUGAACAAAUGGUCUCUGAACUCUUGAAAUGGAUUAGGCUCAAAGUGGCAGAACUGGAUGAUCACUUCUUUCCUAACACUCUAGAGGAGAUGCGCCUUCUCAUGGGCAACUUUAAGAUCUUCCGCACUGUGGAGAAACCUCCCAAAUAUCAGGAGAAGGGGAUAAUUGAAGCCAAUUUCUUUCACAUCAGAACCAAACAGCAAGCCAACAACCAGCGCCCUUAUCUGCCACCUGAGGGAAGGACACUGAGAGAUUUGGAAAAGGAAUGGGGCAUUUUGGAAACAGCAGAGCACAACCGAGGAAAAGCAAUUCAGCAGGAGCUGCUGAGAAUGGAGAGAGUAGAGCAACUGGUCCAGAGAUUCCUGAAGAAAGCAGCUGUUCGUGUGGCAUACUUGGAGGACAUGAGGGAAACUGUGAAGAAACAGGAUGUUUGGCAACCUGAUAGCGUGGGGCAGCUUGAAGCUGCCAUGAGGACACUGGAAACCAUCGAGGCAGACAUGCUUCCCAGAGACCAGCGCUUCAAAGCGCUGGCUAAGAUGGCAGCAGAAAUCAAGCAUGAGAACUAUCAUAAUAAGGUCCAAAUCAUGAAGAAGCAAAAGGACAUUGCGCAGCAAUGGCAAGAUCUUUUGAGCCAGCUCCAAAGACAAAAGCACUCUCUGGGAGUGAUGCAGGAAGUGCUUGUCCUUCUGAGGGACAUUGAUACCAUCAUGGAGGAACUUAAAGAACUGCAGGUUCUAGUGAGUUCCCAGGAUUGUGGUAAACAGCUCUUGGAAGCAGUAGAUUUAUUGCAGAAGCACAAAUUGGCUGCCUCCCAGAUUUCUUCCAUUGGGGAGCAGCAGAUCUGGCAUAUAACUGAAAGAGCAGAAGCAAUUAUCAAAGGUAAAUCAGUCAAAUCAGAUGUGCUUCAAGCCAAAGUUCGGGUGCUCCAUCAGAUGAAUCAGAACCUUGGGGAUCUCUGCAAAACACGACAAUCCCAGCUAGAAGGGGCUCUGAAGCUUUUUGAGUUUUUCCAUGAAUGCAAAGAAGAAGAGUUGUGGCUAUCUGACAAGUGGAAGUUGAUGAAAACAGCAGUCUUUGGGCGUGAUCUCAGUCACAUUGUUGCCUCUCUCCAGAGCCACAAAGCUUUACAAGCUGAAUGUGAAUCCCACCAAGCAAUUUGUUCUAAGAUCGUGCGUAGGGGCUGGGAGCUAAGUCAGAAAAACCCUUCAAUCCAAAAGGAACUCCAGAAGCAGACGGACCAUCUCCAGAAAUUGUGGCAGCAGCUUCAAGAUGAAGUGGUCAAGCGUAAAAUGCACUUAGAGGCAGCUGCUCUCAUCAAACAGUACUUCGCUGAUAUUGAUGAGGUGGACUCCUGGCUACGAGAACAGCAAACCCUCCUAGCCAGCACAGAUUAUGGGAAGGAUGAAUCCAGUGCAGAAGCUUUGUUGCAUCGCCAUUUCUGUCUGGAGAGAGAAAUUGCAGCGUAUUCUUCAGAAAUAAGUCGCUUAGAAGAGCAAGCUCAUUCCGUGACACAGAAGGCUGCAUCUGUGAUGGUGUCAGUGCCAAGCACAAGCACAGAGGUCUAUGACAGCACAAACCAGAGACUAGCCAAGCCACCAGCAAAUCAUUCCAUGCCACGGACUUCUGCCAAAACUACAUUCACUGGUCCAUUUGGCUCCGAUCCUCACUUUGUUGCAGAAAACAUCUGGAAAACCCAGAAUAAGAUUGGCUUAUUAUAUGAAAAGCUUCAAACAAUGACUGAGCAAAGGAAAGAAGGGUUAGAGGAAAGAAUCCGACUUUACCAGUUCUACAGUUCCUGUGAAGAAUUUCAGUCUUGGAUAGAUGACAAGGAGAAAAUUUUCCGGACCAUCCAGCCAAAAGCAGAUAAUGUGGAGACCAUGCAGAUGAAAUACCAGACUUUCCUAAUGGAAUUAGCUGCUGGAAAGAGCCAACUGGAUGAGAUCAAUUGCUUAGCAGACAUGUUCUCUAAGAGCAGCCCUGAAAAGCAGAAUGAGAUCCAAAUCUGCCAGAAAGAGAUAAGUAUGAGGUGGCAGUGCCUGGAAGCAUUAAAGGAAGAGAAGGGCUCAGAGCUCAUUGGUGUGGCUGAUGUGAAGACUUUCCUUCAAGACUGCCAGAACACUCAAGGGGUGCUACAAGACAAGUUGAUCCACCUUGAAGAUUCAGGACAUAGAAAUGUGCCGUAUGUUCUAGAGGCAGAUAGGCACAAACUCGCAGCCUUUGAGAGAGAAGUCUUAGUCCUGGAGAGAAAAGCUGAAUACCUGAAAAGUGUGGCCAAAUCUAUCAAGGAUACCAAUCCUGCAGAAAGCAAGGUAAUAAAGGAGCAGGUAGAAGACAUGGAGGAGCUUCUGUUGACACUAAAAUCAAAGGCAGAUGAGAAGGAGACAGCUUUGCAGGCAGCACAAGAUCAACACGCCUUUCUUCAAGACAGCCGUAGACUCCUGUUGUGGGCAGAUGGUAUGAGAGAGAAGCUGGCUAGUGAGGAGAUGGGUGUCGAUGUGGUCUCUGCGGAGCAAUUGUUAAAAACACACCAGGACUUGCUGAAGGAGAUACGUAGCCAGAGCAACAGGUUCAGGCAUCUGCAAGAACUGGGUCAGAAAAUAAUGGACAGUCCAACCAGUGUCAAGUCUCUGGAUAUUUAUGAGUCCAUGCACAGGCUUACUCAGGAAAGGAAUGAGCUGGAUGAGAUGUGGGCAAAGCAACGAAAGAAGCUUCAGGAGGGUGUAGAACUUCAGAAAUUCAAUAGAGAAAUUGAUUGUAUUUAUGCAGCCCUUUCCAGCCAUGAGGCCUUUCUCCAAACUGAUAACCUUGGGGACCACAUGGAUUCUGUUCGGAGCCUUCUGAAACGGCAUGAGGAUUUUGAAAAAGUGUUGCUAGUGCUGAAACAUCGGGCAGAUACAGUCAAUGAACAUGGGGAGCAGCUGGUAGAGAGGGGCCAUUUUGCUUCUGACAUGAUUGAGGAGAGAAUGGCUGCCUUACGAGAGAGAUGGAAAUUGCUAACAAGUAAUAAUGAAGAGAGAAAGAAGAGGUUGCUAGCUUCUCUUCUAUUACAGGAAUUCAGUCAUGACACUGCUGAGCUCUUGAUGUGGAUGGAGGAGAAAUACAAGAUAGCAUCUGAUGAGUCCUAUCGUGACCCAACAAAUAUCUUGCGCAAGCUGAAAAAGCAUGAGGCUGCAGAACAGGAAAUGAUGGCCAAUAAGAAGCAUUUUGUGGAACUUAUGGUGGCUGGAAAUCAACUGGUUCAGGAUGACCACUAUGCUGCAGAUUCCAUUCAGGAUAAAAUGUCAGAGAUGAAGAAGAAGUGGGAGAAGCUGUACAGCAAGAUGAUGGAGCGAGGAGACAAACUGAGGCAGGCUGGACAGCAAGAGCAACUCAUGGAACUUCUUGAGGAUGCUGAAGACAAGAUAGAGAAGAUUGAGAAGGUUCUCCAUGAUGCAAAGAUGGGUCAUGACUUACAUUCUAGUCGUAAUUUGCUCAAGGAGCACAAUCAGUUAGAAAAUGAGGUACAGGGAUUGGCUGAGAAAAUGAGCUCCAUCGUGAUCCAUGCCAAGAAAAUGGCUACAAAUCAUUUUGACAGUGAGAGGAUUUUGGAUGAGACGCAAAGGUAUUUGGAAAGGUUUGAUUCUCUCCAGGAACCUUUUGCUGAAAGAAGCCAGCUGCUGCAGGCAAGAGUAGAACUGUACCAGUUUUACCAUUACCAUGACAUGGAAAUGAAAUGGAUUAAUGAACGAAUGUCAGUUGCUGACUCUGCAAACCGAGGCAAGACCUUGGAUGUGGCUCAAAACUUGUUGCAGAAGCACAAGGAAUUACAGGUGGAGGUAAAUGCCCAUAAGCAGCAAGUCUUCAGAGUUCUAGAGAAAGGAAGAGCUAUGACAGAAGACAAUCACAUGCCAUUCCAGAGAAUCAAGGAAAAAUGCCAGGAGCUAAAUAAAAACUGGAUGGAGCUGGAGAAAGCAUGUGAGGAAAGAAUCAAGCAGCUACAGCAUUCUGUUGCCUUCCAUCAGUUUUUAAUAGAUGUCUCAGACCUGGAGAGUUGGGUAGGAGAGAAGCUCCCACUGGUAACCAACAAAGACUGUGGUAAAGAUGAGGCUGCAACUCUCAAACUCAUAAAGAAGCAUAAGGCACUGGAGCAUGAGAUUGACAUUUACCAGGGUUUAGUAAUGGAACUGGGUGAAACUGCCAAAACUCUUCCCCUCCCGGGCUCCGUUCACUUUGAUGAAGUAGAUGCGCCUCAAGAACAAGUUCACUCACAGCUUCAGGAGCUGCAGGACCUGUCCAUAGAAAGGGGUAAAAAACUGGAAGAGACUUUUCAAUUGCAUGAGUUCCUGAGGGAAUAUGAGGAUUUGGAGGACUGGAUCAGGCAGCAGAAGCAGGUGGCCAGUUCUUAUGGCUAUGGCACUGAUUACAAACAUGUCCUGCGUCUCUGUGCCAAAUAUGAAACAUUCCAGCACCAGAUUGAAGCUGCUGCCAAGAGGGUUGCCACAUGUCACCAGCAAGCAGAUAAUAUGUUGGAUCAUGGCCAUUUUGAAUCUAGGGAGAUUCGGAAGAGGCAAAAACAGUUGCGGAAUUCUUGGGAGGAAUUGCUGGAGAUGACAAAAUUUCAAGGAGAACUACUACAAAAUGCUGAGGCAAUACACAAGUGUCUGCAAGACCUGACAGAAGCCCUUGGCCACAUUGAGGAGAAAUCUAAGGCCAUCCCUGAUGACAUUGCAAGAGACCUGAGUGGUGUACAGUCCCAGCUACGCAGACAUGCAACCCUUGAGCACGAACUGUUUGGGAAUGAGCAGCAGCUUCAGGAGUUGAUUGAUGCUGCAGAUGGUGUGCUCUGCCAGUGCUCUGUAAGUCAAGCAGAAGAGAUACAAGCAAAGCAGCAGGCAGUGGUGGAAAACUGGGAGUCCCUGAGAUGUAAAGUGGAGCAAUGCAGGGAACAGCUGGAACAAACCUGCAGACUCUACCACUUUCAAACAGAACAGAAAGCUGACUCUCAGUCUAGGAGAGUGGGCCACAGAAAUGGAGGUGGCAGUAAUGGCAGCGGAAGGCUGAGAAGACUGGGGCAGAAGGCGGAGGGAGGGCAGAAGAGACUGGGCGUCUGGGGAAGAGGAGGCGCCGGGGGUAGUAGAGCUGCACCUCCAAGAGCAGCCCGCGCCACCAAGAGCAGCCCGGGAAUGAAAGUGCUGCCGGCGGGUGGGGACGGAAAACUGAGAAGACUGGGGCAGAAGGUACGGGACUAUUAUUCCUGGGCAUCAGAGAUGACGAGAGAAAUGAUUACUAAGGAGAAUAUUCGGAAUAUAUCCACUAGUGGUCUGAAGCUUAAUCAACAUCAGCAACUGUUGGCAGAGAUUGAGGCCCGUGAUGAGAUGUAUAAACGGGUGGUACAGCUGGGGCAAGAGUUACUGCUGGAACAGAAAACCCCAACAAAAGAAAUCCAGGACAUAUUGCAGGCUCUGCUGCAAGAAAAAGACGACGUGUACCGCAAGUGGGCACAGAAGAGGGAAUGGCUGGAGAAGAUCCAUCUCCAGCAAAUGUUUUACAGGGAUUGUGAACACCUGGACAAUAUCUCAAAUUCUCAAGAGAUGUAUUUGAAAAGCAGUGACUUUGGGAACACAGUGGAGGAGGUAGAGAAGCAGAUCAGGAAACAUGAAGCUUUUGAAAAGCUUCUGGUCUCCCAGGAAAAAAAGGAAUUGUCUCUUCAGGAACAGGCAAGGAGGCUGCAGCAGGAUCAUGAGCUGGAAAGAAUGCAGAUCCAGCACAAGCUCAAAAUUGUGUUAGAAAGGAGGAAAUGCAUCAAAGAUCUCUCUCAAUACAGGCAAGAAAAACUGCAAAUAGCUCUUCUGCUGGCUCUCUUCUACCAGAAUCUAGCAGAGGCAGAGAGCUGGAUUGAUGAGUGCAUGAAAAAGCUGGAAGAUUCUUCUUUUCAAAACCUCAGCAACUUGAGUGAAAAAAUGAAACUUCUGCAGAAGCAUCAAGUCUUUGAGGCUGAGAUUCUGGCUCACAAAGAUUUAAUUGGAACUGUAAACAUGAGAGCAGAUGCCCUAUUGCACCAGAAUCAUCCUAAAUCAGGGGAGAUCUGCCGUAAGACUCGCUUGCUUCAAGAACGAUGGGAGAAGCUGAAAUGGGCUGUUGCUGCUCGUGGAAAGAUGCUUGAAGACAGUAGAGAUUUUCUGGAAUUUCUGCAAAAGGUGGACCAUGUAGAGGCCUGGAUCAGAGACAAGGCAGUGAUGAUUAAUAUUGGUGAUGUGGGAAAUGACUACGAACACUGCCUGCAACUCAUGAAAAAGCUGUAUGAAUUUCGAGGAGCAGUGGGGGAAGUGACUGUGGAUGAUGCACACAUCAUAGCCAUAAAUGCCCUUGCUGCAAGACUGGAGAGACAGAACAAGGAAGAGAUGAAAACAAUAUACCAGCGCCGAAAACAGCUAAAUGAGAGAUGGAACAGUUUCCAUGGUGAUCUGAAAGCAUAUAGGAGGAAGUUAGAAGGAGCUCUGGAGAUUCAUGCCUUGAUCAGAGAAAUUGAUGACACCAUAGAGAGAAUCAGUGAGAAGAGUUCAUUGAUGCAAGCACUGGAUUAUGGGAAAGAUGUGGAAAGUGUAGAAAACCUAAUCCGGAAACAUGAAGAUGUUGAGAGAGAAACUGGCAUAAUUCAAUCCAAGAUGGAGUCCUUGGAGCUGCAGUCGUGCUCCCUUUACAAGACGACUCCAUCCUCCAUAAAUGAUAAACUUACUAUGAAGCAAAAGGAGAUGAAAGACCUUUGGCUACGACUUCAGGGCCAGGCCAAGCAAAGGAGAGAGAAGUUGUCAGCGGCUUACCAGAUGCAGAAGUUUAACUCUGAGAUGAAGGAGCUUCUGGACUGGAUUCAAGAAGUCAAAGGCCAAAUGGAGGCUGGGGGUCUUCCGAAAAGUCUAGCUGAAGCAGAAAGUAUGAUUGAAAAGCAUCAUGAAAUAAAGGCAGAGAUUGAAGCACGAGGGGGAAGGUUCACUGCACUCAGCAACCACAGUCAAAAACUCACCAGCUCUGGUCAUUAUGCAGCCCCUGAGAUUCACCAUUCCCUCAUCAGACUACAACAGGCGUUCACUGAAAUGAUCCAGAUCUGGCAAGAACAAAAUCUAAAACUGCUUCAAGCCAAAAACUUACAGAAAUACUUUGGCUAUGUGGAGGAGAAUGAAAGCUGGAUCAGCAGCAAAGAGGCCUUCAUAGCAAACAAGGACCUGGGGGAUUCUGUGUCCAGUGUGGAAAGCUUGCAGCAAAAACACAUGCAGUUUGAAAAAGCCUUGGAAACCCAGCUGGAGAAGAUUGAUCUGAUGGCCUCAUUUGCCCAGCAGCUGAGGGACAGCAAGCAUUAUGACUCAGAGAACAUAAUGAACAAGUGUCAGGCUGUUCUGAGGAGAAAGGAGAGACUUCUGGAAAUUGCAUUGGCUCGCAGGAGACUGCUGGAGGAGUCGUGGCUACUGCAAAAAUUUCUGCGUAAUUCCUUCGAGGUGGCUGCCUGGAUGAGUGAAAAAAACAGUAUCGCUCUUGAUGAGAGUUGGAGAGACCUUAGCAACCUUCAGGCCAAACUGCAAAAGCACCAGACUUUCCAGGCAGAGAUUGUGGCCAACAGGAACCGCUUAGAUAGUAUCAAAGCUGAAGGAGAGAAGAUGCUCCAGGAGGAACAUUAUGCUCCUGAGGCUAUCCAGUCCAGAUUGCAAGAAAUAGAUGAACUUUGGGAUCAGCUGCUGGAAAACUGUCAUGAAAAGAGAAGAAAGAUGCAAGAUGCCUACAAGGCUCUACAUUUCCUACGCAUCGUGGAUGAUGUGGAUAAUUGGUUGGGAGAUCUAGAAAGUGAGAUGAAAGCACCAGAAGGCAGAAAUAACCUACUUGUUCUAGAUGAUCUUCUAAAGAAACAAGAAGAAUUGGAAGAUGAUUUUUCCGGCCAUAGGGACCAGUUGCAAGGUCUUAUCAAUACUGUGCAAGAAUUCCAACAAGAGAAGCAUUUUCUGGCAGAUGAGAUAGAAGAGAGAGUAGACCAUGUAGUACACAGGUACAAGAGUCUUAGGGAGCCAUUGCAGGAGAGGCAUGGUUGUUUGGAGGCCAGCAGGCUCCAGUACCAAUUCCUUCAGGAUAUCAAUGAGGAGUUAACCUGGAUUCAUGAGAAAAUGCCCCUGGCAUCAUCCAGAGACUUUGGCCAAUCUCUUACAACUGUUCAGAGUUUACAGGAAAAACAUCAGAAUUUAGAGAACGAGAUUAGCAGCCAUGAUGCUUUAACGAAAGCAGUCAUCAGCACUGGACAAAAGCUAGUAAAAGCGGGGCACUUUGCUUCUCAUGAUAUCAUGGAACAGGUGAAAGAACUGGAGCUUUCCUUAGAAAGCCUGAAGGAUGAGGCUCAAGAAAGAAGAAAGAGGCUCAUACAGUCAUAUGAAGCCCAGCAUUUCCUCACUGAGCUUUUGGAAGUGGAAUCCUGGAUGACGGAGAGGGGGCUUGCCCUGGAAAUCACAGAUUAUGGGAGGAAUGAAGAAUCUACCCAAGCAUUGCUUCGUAAAGUAGAAGCUGCCAAGCUGGACCUAGAGGGAUUCAAGCCCCGCAUUGAGAAGCUGAGGGAAACAGGAACCUACCUUUUGACCAGUGACAACCCAGAGAGCUUAAUUAUCCUUCCCAAGCUCAAGACUGUUCUGGGAGAAUAUACCUCUUUCCUACAGAAAGCAGAGACCCAAAGGAAAGGUCUGCAAGAACAAUCCCAGCUGCAUCAAUUUGAGAGGGAAUUGCAGUUGGUAGAUGCCUGGCUUUCCAAGAAACAGAGCAUGGCUGAAUCAGAUAACUAUGGUCAAGAUUUGGAGGAUGUUGAGAUUCUGGAGGAAAAAUUUGAAGAGUUUGUGAAGGGAAUAAGAACUCUGGGCCAUGCAAAGGUUCUCAUGAUAAAUGACUUGGCAUCCCACCUUCAAAGUGCGUCCCAUAGCCAAAUACGUGAUAUCCAGAAGAAGGCCCAACAGAUCAAUAGCAAAUGGGAGAGACUGCAGCAAGCUAUCCAGAACAGGGCUGAGAAUCUCAGAGCAGCUCAUCACGUUCACCAAUAUGAUCGUGAUGUGGAUGACCUAAAGGGGUGGAUGCAGGAGAAAGAGGCUGUUGUUGACCGAGAAGAUUAUGGCUAUGACCUGCCAGGUGUGCAGACCCUUCUCAGCCAACACGAGGGAGUUGAGAGGGAACUAGCAGCCAUUGUAAGAGAGCUGGAAAGGCUCAGAGGAGAGGCCUGCCGUCUUGGCCAUCUGUACCCUCAGCCCAGGGACAACAUGAUACAUAGACUCUCAGAGGUGGAUGAGUGCUGGGAGAAACUGCAGAGGAAGUCUGUGGAGAGAAAGCAGAAACUGCAGCAGGCAGAACAAGUCCAGGUCUACUUCAGUAAUUGUACAGAAUCGAUGGCCUGGGCCAAUGAGAUGCAUGCCUUGAUUAUAACUGAGGAGUUAGCAAGUGAUCUGCUUGGUGCUGAACUGCUUAUUAAACGCCAUGAGGAGUACAAGCAUGACAUAGAGAAACAGUGGCUGAAAUAUGAAGACUUGCAGCAAGUUGGAAACAGCCUAGUGAGGAAUGGGCACUUUAUGUCCAUGGAGAUUGAAGAGAAACUGUCAGAACUAUUGGAGUUGAUGAGAAAAGUGAGGGAAUGCUGGGACAUGAGGAAGGGUUUUUAUGAAGAAAACUGGGAGAUCCAGUUACUGCGAAGGGAGCUGGACCAAGCUGAAGCUUGGCUGACUGCCAGGGAGGGUUUUCUCUCAGAUCCUAGCUAUGGGCAUUCCAUUUCUAAUGUUGAGCAACUGCUGAAGAAACAUCAAGAUUUUGAAAAGGUGCUGGAGGCUCAAGAGGAGAAGUUUCAACAGCUGAACAGAAAGACAAAGAGGGAAUUGAAGCUACUGAAACAAAUUGAUCAUCAGGAGAGUGGGCAAAGAGAGGGGGGGAAAUUGAUCAAGGUCCCCUCCCUAAGAAGACGGCCUUCAGAAAGAAGAAGAGCACUUGCAAGACUGCUAGAACCGAAGAACACUCAACAGUUACCAUCUGGAUCAUCAGCUCUCACCUUGAGAGUUCCCCUGGAACACGUUGCCUCUCCUACCCAAAAGUCCAAAGAGGGUUUGCAUCAGUUCGGUUUUGGAGAAGACCCAGGGUUGGCCAGCCCCACUGAUGCCAGUGCUUCAUCCAAUUUUCUUGGCCUACAGGAUUCAGCCCCAGAAACUCAGAACACUUUGCCUUCUUCAUUACCCCAUGAUUUGAAAAUUCAGCAACCUGCCAGUGAUUUGUCAAAACUGCAUGCUAAUGAUUUUGAACCAUCACAUUCAAAAAAUAUUAGUGAAAACUCCCUUUUUAAUGUGGAAACCAAAGGCGUCACGACUGUGUCUAGCAGAGGAUCACUGGACAUUUCUCCAACUGUACCACACUCAGAUUUACUUCCCAAGAGAUCUAUAACUGAGGUUUCUCCAACUCACCAGAACAUGGAGGGUUUCCUAGAGAAGAGGGACCAGAUCCUUCCAGGAAGAAAACAGCCAAAGACUAGGGCUUGGAACACUUACUAUGUUAAAUUUGUGGGACAGAAACUUGAAUUCUACAGUAAUGAAAAGGAAGCAACCCAGGAUGCAACUCCCAUCUUGUCAGUCAGCACUGCUGGAGCCAAGACCGAGAAGCUGACCCACUAUUUAAGGAAAGAAAAUGCUUUCAGCUUGAAGCUGAGCAAUGGAGCAGAGUAUUACUUUGCAGCACCUUCUCCAAAGCUGAUGGAGGAUUGGCUGCAAGCAUUACUGAGUAACAUAGGCCACCAUAGCAGCCAGUGCUCUCUGAAGAAGGAGGUUCCAGUCACCACAGUGUCCAUGAGCUCUCCGAUCAAACCUUGGGUCUUUGCAGAGGAAGGUUCUGUUGAAAGGCAGGUCAUGAAAGGUUUCCUUCACAGGCGAACUCCUUCCUUCAGAGUUGCAAAAGAAAAAGGGUCUGCUGGAAAUCUCCAGAAAUCAAGCGAAAUGGCACAUGGCUUUAAUAUAACUUUUGCUCAGGACUCUGAAGAUUCUGAUGCUUCUUCUCUGACCUCAGCAGAGUCAGAUUCAGCAACUCAAUUGACUUCCAGUCUGUCAGAUCUCCCUCAAAGCUAUUGCAAAACCCAUCCUUAUCCUAAUGGAGAAGAGAAUGGAACUCAGGGACAGGAAGCUCAAGGAGCCAAAGCUGAACCCACAACUGAAAUAACAAGGAGCCUGGACAAUCUGCAGACUUCAGGGAGAAAAGAACCAGAGAUAAAUGUCAAGAAAACAAAACAAAAGAAAGAGAAAAAUGUAUUUAAAAAGCUUUUUACUAAGAAAUAAGAGUGGGAAAGGAAAGUGAGUGCUCUAGUUCUCUGGAUGGGCUGAGCUCUCCUCUUCACCCUACUGCCUUCAGGUUUAGAUAAGAACAGACAGGGUGAGAAGAAUGAGUGCAAUAGAGAUUCGAAACAAAGAACAGUGCCACUGCUAGUCAUGAAACACAAUUAUUUUGGUUCUGUUGAUUAGGCCAUUGUAAACUGAAUAUACUUGAAGACCAUGAAAGUGCAACAAUAACAGUGGCCAGUAUUGAAGGAUACCAUCAGUUUUGGCAGUCUUGCUAUUUCAUGGCAACUAUCAAUAUAGGCGGAAGGCCUGAAAUUGCAACACUAAUCAUACUUACUGGAGAGAAAAUCCAAAUAAAUUCAGUGGGAGUUGCUCUGUAAGAAAGGCAGACUUAAAGGAAACAUUGGGUUGUAUCCUAACAUUUCUUUCCUUCCACAAGGACUCCUUAGGACACAAGCCACUGUUGGGUUAAAACCUUUAGUUUUAACAAAGUGCCUCUGAAUUCUGUGUGCUUUUUAAGAACAAACCUAACAUUUACAAAUCAAAGUAAAUGGUACCAUAGCAGAAGACAAUAAUGAAAAUGUCUAUGAAUCUUUGUGUUAGUUUUUGAUAAAUAUUUUCUUUUUUUACGUUUGAAAACUAUUUUCUAAAGGAAAUGAGGUUUUAGAUCAUUCUUGGAAUGGAAAGCAGAUAUUCUGAUAUUUCCCUACUGUAAACUUUAAUUUACAAAAGCAUUUUUCAUACCUCUCCUAAAAUAAAACCAACCACACAUAG